AUGGACGCCAUAGAUUCCGUGUUCGAUCCUCUCAGAGAAUUCGCUAAAGACAGCGCCAGACUCGUCAAACGCUGCCACAAACCCGAUCAAAAAGAAUUCACAAAGGUGGCGUCUCGUACCGCAAUUGGAUUUGUGGUCAUGGGAUUUGUUGGGUUCUUCGUGAAGUUGAUUUUUAUCCCAAUCAAUAACAUCAUUGUGGGGGCUUCUUAG
Molecule: messenger RNA, 210 nt
Organism: Dovyalis caffra
Lineage: Eukaryota; Viridiplantae; Streptophyta; Magnoliopsida; Malpighiales; Salicaceae
Source: the annotation of a GenBank genome assembly